AGUUUUAAGUUUCAUCCAAUGAAGAACCUAAAGGAGGGGCGGGGAGGCGGGUCAGUGACGUAAUGUGGAUUGAUUGGCACUCAGGCCGUCGACAUCCAGGAUUAGCCCGAAGCUUCGCCAAUCCCGAGGCAGAGUGGGACACUGCGAGCGCCGAGGCUUGGGUUUGGCUGGACUCGAUUUAAAGAGACAGAAGCAAUCGGAGCCCUAGAACACGGUCCCCAAGACCCUCCCCCCAGUCCUCGGGACUUCUUGGGUCCCUAGAGCUGGGAAGAUGGUUUGCGGCGGCUUUGCCUGUUCCAAGAAUGCGUUGUGCGCCCUCAACGUGGUCUACAUGCUGGUGGGUUUCCUGCUCAUUGGAGUGGCUGCUUGGGGUAAGGGCCUGGGUCUGGUGUCCAGCAUCCACAUCAUCGGAGGAGUUAUUGCUGUUGGAGUCUUCCUUCUCCUCAUCGCUGUGGUUGGACUGGUGGGUGCUGUCUACCACCACCAAGUUCUGCUCUUCUUUUAUAUAAUCAUCCUUGGUUUGGUCUUCAUCUUCCAGUUUGGAAUCUCUUGCUCCUGUUUGGCUAUUAACAGAAGCAAACAGACAGAUGUCAUUAAUGCUUCUUGGUGGGUCAUGAGCAACACAACCCGGAAUGAACUGGAAAGAAGUCUUGAUUGUUGUGGCUUGUUCAACCUCACGUACCAGAAUCAACAAGAUUCUACUUCAUGCUAUGCAAUUUGCAAGAACCGAAACCCUCCAUGCCAGGUGUGUGGAGAAAAGAUUCUUAACCAUUCAGAUGAAGCCCUAAAAAUUCUGGGGGGUGUUGGACUCUUCUUCAGUUUUACAGAGAUCCUUGGUAUUUGGUUAGCAAUGAGAUUUCGCAAUCUGAAGGAUCCUCGAGCCAACCCUAGUGCCUUUCUAUGA
Chrysochloris asiatica (Cape golden mole) is the source of this 904-nucleotide messenger RNA. RefSeq names its product tetraspanin 31 (gene TSPAN31). The coding region runs from base 272 to 904 and encodes 210 amino acids. The transcript has 6 exons. Gene Ontology annotation, cellular component: membrane. The record is from RefSeq and is a predicted model, not a curated record. Lineage: Eukaryota; Metazoa; Chordata; Mammalia; Afrosoricida; Chrysochloridae.